This is a messenger RNA of Nelumbo nucifera (sacred lotus), 2140 nucleotides long. It is a transcript of the gene PAO1, whose product is annotated as polyamine oxidase 1. The record is from RefSeq and is a predicted model, not a curated record. Lineage: Eukaryota; Viridiplantae; Streptophyta; Magnoliopsida; Proteales; Nelumbonaceae. Gene Ontology annotation, biological process: polyamine catabolic process. Gene Ontology annotation, molecular function: oxidoreductase activity.
CAGCUUCCUACCAGCAAAUAACACAACAAAUCAAACAGACUCUCUCUCUCUCUCUGCGCGAGUGUCUCUUCUCUAUGGGUUCUUCUACUCCUUGUUCCGUGAUAAUCGUCGGAGCAGGGAUUUCUGGCAUAUCAGCGGCGAAGGUAUUGGCGGAGAACGGCGUGAAGGAUUUGGUGAUUCUUGAAGCGUCGGAUCGUAUCGGUGGAAGGAUUAGAAAGGAGGAUUUCGGUGGCGUGUCGGUGGAGCUGGGAGCGGGCUGGAUUGCAGGCGUUGGUGGCAAAAAACCGAAUCCGGUUUGGGAACUCGCCAAUAAAGUCGGCCUGCGUACUUAUUUCUCCGAUUACAGCAAUGCUCGUUACAACAUCUACGAUCAAAGUGGGAAGAUCAUUCCAAGCGGUUUAGCGGCUGCUUCAUACAACAAAGCGGUGGACUCUGCGAUUCAGAAGUUGAGGAUGCAAGAGGCGAAGCUUCGUGGCCUCUCCACGAUAACCGAACCGCCCUUGACACCUAAAACUCCAAUAGAACUCGCCAUUGAUUUCAUUCUCCAUGAUUUUGAGAUGGCCGAGGUAGAACCGAUAUCGACUUACACAGAUUUCGGAGAGAGAGAAUUUCUUGUAGCAGAUGAAAGAGGAUAUGAGUUCCUGCUCUACAAAAUGGCGGAAAAUUUUCUGUUCACCUCUGACGGUAAAAUCGUGGACAGUCGUCUCAAGCUCAACAAGGUUGUUCGGGAAUUACACUACUCGAGAAACGGCGUUACCGUAACAACGGAGGAUGGUUCCGUCUUCGAGGCAACUUACGUAAUAUUGUCCGUUAGCGUGGGCGUUCUCCAAAGCGACCUCAUUUCCUUCCGACCCCCCUUGCCGAAAUGGAAAACUGAAGCGAUUAUGAAGUGUGAUGUGAUCGUGUAUACAAAGAUCUUCCUCAAAUUUCCGUGUAAGUUUUGGCCGUGUGGACCUGGGACGGAGUUCUUCAUCUAUGCUCACGAGAGGAGAGGCUACUACACGUUUUGGCAGCAUAUGGAGAAUGCAUAUCCUGGGUCCAACAUUUUGGUGGUAACAUUGACGAACGGAGAAUCAAAACGUGUGGAAGCGCAAACCGAUGAGGAGACGUUGAAGGAAGCAAUGGGGGUCCUUAGGGACAUGUUUGGACCUGACAUACCAGAUGCCACACAAAUCCUCGUGCCCCGCUGGUGGAACAAUCGAUUCCAGCGUGGCAGCUACAGCAACUACCCCAUCUUGGCUACCCAUCAAGAUUUUGCCGACAUCAAGGCACCCGUGGUGCCCAUCUUCUUCACAGGAGAACAUACAAAUGAGAGAUUUAAUGGUUACGUCCACGGAGGAUACCUGUCAGGCAUUGACACGGGCAACGCUUUACUGAAAGAAAUGAAGAAUGAGAAGGGAAGCGAAAAGGAGAGUCAACCAUUUCUGCUAGAGCCCUUGCUCGCAUUGACAGGGUCGCUUACAUUGACUCAGACAGACGCAGUUUCUGGUCUCCACAAAUGGGAUAUGGCUCGACAACUCUUUUCCAAUGGAAAGCUUGUCAGCCACGAGGCAAUAAUCAAGUGACUAUAUGGGCCAUGUUGUGAACCCAAUUUUCAUUGUUGGCCAAAGUUGGAUAUAAGUGGAUUGACCAAAUUGUCUCGAGUGCCCUUGGCCUUGGGCCCCAACUCACCCCCAUCCAAUCGUACCCACCAAGUGGAAAUACGAAGACGCUAAUGAAAGAAAAAAAGGAGAAUAAGCAAAGACAGAGACAUGGAGGAAUGAAAUGGACCCUGCUCUCUGUUUAGGGGGUGAUUCUGGUCCGAGUCUGGGUUUGGGAUUGAGGGAAUGGAUUUUUGGAUAAAAGCAUACAACGUGGAGGAAAAAGAAGGCAUUAUAUUUUGAUUCCAUUUGCAUUCUCUCAUCAUCAGGGUAGAUUGAUGCCGAUGUAUUGCAUUUUUUUCUUCAGAGGUGGUUUUUUUUUUUUUCUUCAUUAUAAAUGCGUAUUUAAUUUUUUUUUUUGGAAAUUAUCUUAAUCAACUGGUUACUUUGUGAACUACGAUGUCAGGGGAUUAAAAGAAACAGAGCACACUGUUCUCUGAGUUUCUUGUUUAGCCCAUUUAUAUCAAAAUAGUGGUAAUUUGAACAUGGCUUCUUGUGAU